AUGGGCAAGCUUAUUCAAUCGGAGCUCUCUGUACUGGGAUCACAACCAGUGCAUGAAUACGAACUGUUGGAGGACGUGAAGAAUCAUUAUGCUGUACGGAUUACGUUUGGGAUGCAGAUCACGGCUGACGUGGACAUACAAUGGGAUACAAUAUUGUCCGGUCGCAAGCUCUACAUACAGGUGGCAGAUGCUCAAAGACCAGUUGGAUCAAAAGAAGGUUUUUUGGCCAUGCUGGAAUAUGCAGAAGAAUAUUUAAAUGUAUCUCAUAUAAUUGUCUGCUUUGCCAAGAAUCAUCCUGAACGCAACGUACUGGUCAGAGGUUUCAUGUUCUUGGGCUUUUCGUUACAACCUCCAGGGCUCAACAAGAUUGUUCCACAUGCUGCUAUUGAUAACUAUAACCAUUACAUGGUGUACGAUGUCGAAUCAUAA
This is a messenger RNA of Macrosiphum euphorbiae (potato aphid), 429 nucleotides long. The record is from the annotation of a GenBank genome assembly. NCBI's taxonomy places the organism in Eukaryota, Metazoa, Arthropoda, Insecta, Hemiptera, Aphididae.